Messenger RNA from Drosophila eugracilis, 1358 nucleotides. It is a transcript of the gene RnpS1, whose product is annotated as RNA-binding protein with serine-rich domain 1-A. Gene Ontology annotation, cellular component: cytoplasm; ASAP complex; nucleoplasm. The record is from RefSeq and is a predicted model, not a curated record. Gene Ontology annotation, molecular function: RNA binding. NCBI's taxonomy places the organism in Eukaryota, Metazoa, Arthropoda, Insecta, Diptera, Drosophilidae. Gene Ontology annotation, biological process: mRNA splicing, via spliceosome.
GUAUUUUGGCCACACCAACCAUCACUGAAAACGCUACCUGGAUUUGGCUUCUGUUAAAAAAAACGGGGAUUAUUAAUAAAAACAUAUAGGCUAGCUCUUAAAAGAGUGUUGUGUGCUGUUAAACUAAUCGUUAAUUAAAUCAGCAAUACGAAUAUGGCGCGUGCCCAGAGUCCCGCCGGCGAGGGUGAGAAGGAAAAGGACAACAAGGAGAAGGAUACCAAAGAGAAGGACGGUAAGGCGGCAACUAGCAGCUCCUCGCGUAGGGAGCGAGAACGCAAGCGACGCGGAUCGGCGUCAUCUAGCAGCGACUCCAGAAGCAGCUCAUCCGACAGCAGCUCAUCGCGCAGCAGUUCCGGCUCAGACUCACGAUCCAGUUCAAGCAGCUCCAGCGACUCCUCGAGCUCCUCAUCAUCAUCGUCCAGUGACUCAGAUCGCAGCGAAAAGAACCGAAGACGUGGAGGGGGAGCUGCCGGCAAGGAUAAAGACAAGGAGAAGCCCAGCGCUCGAUCCCGCUCUCGCACUCGUUCGCCCAGACGGGUUUCCAAAUCUCCCAGACCGGGCAGCAAGGCGCGAAAGGAACCAGAACGAGAUCGCGAACGUCGUAGUCGUUCUCGGGAUCGUGCCCGUCGUGCUGUAUCCAAUGACAGGCCGGCAGUCGAAGGCAAUAAUGUAAAGCGCGAGCGUUCUCGUUCGGCCAGCCGCUCACGAUCACCACGCCGUCGUGGUCGUGGCUCUGUGGAGAGGACGCCGCCACCGAAGCGGAGGGAGCGCUCCCGGUCGCGAACACGUUCGCCGACGCCGAAGCCGGUGCGUAUUCAUGUUGGCCGGCUUACCCGCAACGUGACCAAGGACCAUGUAUUCGAGAUCUUCAGCAGUUUUGGAGACGUGAAGAAUGUAGAGUUUCCUGUAGAUCGAUAUCAUCCGAAUUUUGGACGCGGCGUGGCCUUUGUGGAAUACGCUACUUCCGAGGACUGUGAAUCGGCCAUGAAGCAUAUGGAUGGCGGGCAAAUCGAUGGCCAAGAAAUCACUGUGUCGCCAGUUAUCAUACCUAAGCAACGGCCGCCAAUGCGUCGCCCCUCUCCUCCGAUGCGCCGUCCGCAGAACAACCGCUGGCGAUCCCCACCCCAGUUCAAUCGGUUCAAUAAUCGCGGUGGAGGUGGCGGUGGCGGCGGUCGUCGUCAGUCGCCCAUGAGGAACAGGCGUUCACCUCGCCGCCGGUCCCGCUCACCCAUUCGCCGCCGGCGUCGCAGCAACAGCAGUGACAGCUCUCGCUAGAGGACACUGCUUGACUCCUAGUUUCUACAAUUGACACACGAUAAAUGCACUUUCUUUUAUAUUAUAAUCUAUAAUAAUAAACG